AUGCCAGCUGCCUUAAAGGGGGAGGGAACAGACACAUCAGUGCCGUUCUUUGCCCAGGUGCAGCGGCUGGAGGCCAACCACGGGCUGCUGGUGGCGCGCGGGAAGCUCCACGUUCUGCUCUUCAAGGAGGAGGCAGAAAUCCCAGCCAGAGCCUUCCAGAAGGCGGCGGAGCCCUUAGGCCCGGCGGAACAGGCCGAAGCUGGCCCAGAGCAGCCGGAGGCCGAAGUUGAGGAGAGCUCAGACGAGGAGCCCGUGGAGUCCAGGGCGCGGCGCCUGCGGCGCACCGGGCUGCAGAAGGUCCAGAGCCUGCGAAGGGCCCUAUCGGGCCGUAAAGGCCCUGCUGCGCCAGCACCCACGCCUGUUAAGCCACCUCGCCUUGGGCCUGGCCGGAGUGCCGAGGGCCAGCCCGAAGCCCAGCCUGCGCUGGAGGCCAAGCCAGAGCCAGAACCUCCGCGAGACACCGAGGAAGAUCCCGGGAGAUCUGAGGCUGCUGAUGCGGCUGUGCUCCAGAUAGAAAGUGCGGCCUGAUGGCUGGUGCCGCCGGCCUCCCCCGUGCCUAUGCCUGGUCCCACAGUAAAUCUUCCUCUCCGAAUGCAGCAUUCCCACCCAAAUAAGGAGUGAAUCCUGCAUCCACAGCCCAGCUCUGGCCCUCCCUUCCCGGCUUCUUCAGCCCAGCACUCUCUGAAAGAGGAACAGCCACUCACACCUGCUUGCACUCACCAUCAAUAAAAAUAAUGCCAUCCUAUCCAGACUCCAUGUGAAGGGGCUGGGAUGGGGGGAGGUGGUGCAAGGAACAAGACACGAUGGAACCUGGAAUGUGGCUUCAGUUUCAAACAGAUCAUUGCAUGAUUUCUCCAGUUACCACUGAAUCCGGGGCUCAACUCUGGUGACAGGGCAAAGAAAUAGCCUCUGGCUUGCUCCUUAAGCACUUUCCUCCUAGGAAGAUAGAGUUGCAGUUUUUUCCAACAUCUAGCACAGGCUUUUGUUGUAGGGGCUCAUUAAAUGUCAGCUUGUGUGUUU
Molecule: messenger RNA, 1020 nt
Organism: Vicugna pacos (alpaca)
Lineage: Eukaryota; Metazoa; Chordata; Mammalia; Artiodactyla; Camelidae
Gene: CAVIN3
Product: caveolae associated protein 3
Cellular component (GO): cytoplasm; caveola
Molecular function (GO): protein kinase C binding
Source: RefSeq, a predicted model, not a curated record